AUGACUGCGCUGGAGAAGAGCGGCAUAGUCGAAGUCUGGGCCCUGGACCAAUGGCACGAAUCGUUCGUGACCCUCGAAAGCGAAUUCUUGGUCAUCUCGCUCCAAGACUCCGCCGUGCAAAACGGGUCAGGCAGCGGCAAUGACUCGUCUUCCCUCGCGUCCCCGAACGGCACGGAAAGUGGCGCCUAUGAAGCGCCGCCGGACGCCAUUGCCAACGAAAAGCGAGUCGUCCGUGUGGUUAAGAGCGAGAAAAGCGGCUUGGGCAUUUCUAUUAAAGGAGGCAAGGAAAACAGAAUGCCAAUUUUGAUCUCCAAGAUUUUCAAGGGCAUGUCUGCGGACCAGACGGAUUACUUGAAAGAAGUGACGCCGUUUUUCAAGAAAACCUCGCUUUUGAGAGAAAUCGGCUGGGAACUGCAGCGCGGAUUUCUCGGCAUGGAUUUAUCGUCUCCAACAAAGUCUUCGUUGCAUCCAUCUUUGGCUGGGAUGAGAAGUGUCCCACUCAUGUUGAGCUUCCUCGCUCGGAAUCUGAAGAAACCUGAUCCAGUGAAUAAUUGCGAACCGCUUGAUAAACUCAUGCUUCGAGGGGAUGAAGUCAGGUCCAUGGGGUGGCUUUGUCGUCGAGCAGAAGAUCCAGAACGAUCUGGAAAGGAUCUUUGGAGUCCAACUUUUGUUGCCCUGACGAGGACGAAUUUGCUGAUGUACACCGUUGCGCCGUGGUCGAUUGAAAGUUGGCCGAAUCCGUCGAAGGCCUUGCCAUUAGUGACGACGCGUUUAGUCAACACUUCGCCCGGUGAUCACCACAAUAAAUUCGUCAUUCGAACCGGAGUGAAAGACGGUGUGGAGACGCAAGAGUUUCGGUGUGAAACCCAUCGGGACUUGGCACACUGGGCUCGAAGUCUGGUCAAGGGCAGUCAUGCCGAAGCACUUGCCAUGCGCGAAUUUUCUUGCAAUGCACAGUUUAGAGGGAUUCAAGGAAAAUUGGUGAUCCACUAUGACCACGGAUUCAGCUUUUUCGGUGACAGCGACGGGAAAAACUCUUCUAAGCCAAUUUGGAGUUAUGCUUUUGAUCGUCUCCGGCAUUCCUCCGACGAUGGAUUGCGAUUGUUGGUUUUGCGGUUUGCUGAGGAACCUUCCCAGGAUAUGGAGCUUGAUUUGGGUUGCUGCCCGAAACCCGUGGUUUUUCUCCUGCACACCUUCCUGUCGGCCAAAGUUUGCUCGUUGACGCAAAACUCGGGCGCUCCUGGUGCAUCCUGAUGUUUUCAUUUUACCAAAAAAAAAAAAAAAAAACGAAAGAAUACGGAAGAAGAAACUUUGAAGCAAACCGUCUUGUCUCGUGGGUCAGUGGGUGAGACGAGGAAAAUCUAAAGUUACGAGUCAUGUUAAGAUGCAAAACAAACAAAAAAGUACAGUAAUUUAGGAACGUAUAGCAAUUGUGUUGAAAGUUUCCCCGUGUUUUUCCUCUGAACCGUCCUUCCAAACGAUGGUACCCACGUUUUAUCAUGCUGCUCAAAUCGCCGAGGGGAAGAAGAAAGCAAUUCCGUGGCUAAAGCCUUGAAAUAUUUAUAGGGUUUGAAAAAUAUGGGAUCCAGGUUUUCUGCAUCGGUUGCGAACGUCUCGCUGAGAAAAAGUUUUGAAAGUUGCCGAGGAUUUGCGUUGUUUUUUGCUUGAACAACGAAAAAAACUUGUUUGUUUCCGAGAGCAGAAAACCUGAUCUAACCCAGUAUGAAAGCCAUAUCAAAAUGUCUUUUUCUCAAGGCGGAAAAAGCGUUGUGUAAAUCAAUGAAGGAAAAGAUCCUUCUUUUCUAGAAAUGGCGGAAUUCAAGCAUAUUUUGUCCAUUUAAAUGCUGGGUAACAUUUCGGAUUCUUUGGAACGUUCUGAAAAUUCGGGUAUUUUGUUUUCCAGUUUCCUUGUAGCUUUUGAGGUUACCGAAUUUUUUUUUUUUAUAGAUUUUCUGCGAACAAAACACGAUGAAUUUCCUGGAGUUGACUCGUAGUUACGGAGUGACUCAAAUUAAUUUCUGAACAAUUCCCUUCUGUUCUCUUCCUUUUUAGAGAGAAGUUCAUGAUAGAGAAAGCACAGAGACUUAUGUAGGGAUUAAAAUUUAAUUUGCCAGAUUGUUUCCUUAUUUUUAAUCCUGUCUCACUUUUUAAUUUGACGAAACACAUUAAAAAAUACAUUUCCCCAGAACAGAUUUUCUUCUACAAUAUUCAUUGAUGAGGAACUCUGAAAUGUGUCCUGCAUGAUUCUUUGUGUUUUCACCUUUAGUCUUGAAUAUCGCUGUUCAUUUAAGCGAUUUCGGAAGAAGGAAGACCGAAGGUAUAGCAGGAGUUCUAGAAUUUUCGUCUUUCAGACAUAACUUGUGGCCUCGGAGUUUGUACUCUUUCUUGUUAGCGUUCUUCGUCGUUUUUUGCGCUAUAAGGAAAACGAAAAGAAUUGAAUGUGGUACAGUACAAUGUUUUCUACCAUGUUCUGCUAUAAUUUUUUUUUUCAUUUUUCUUUUACCGUGAAUACGUUGUUAAUACGUUUGGAGAGUUGAAUGCCAGUCAGAAACAGCUGUCCUGGGUAAUGUUCGAUUGUGUUUAAAACGUAUUUUCUCAACUUUGGAACAAGUUACGAUUUACCUUCAUCUGGCGGAUUGAGUAUUAGAUUUGUUUUUGGGUUAUCGAAAAUUCAAAGGCCAAAAGCGUCGGACCUUCUUGAGGAAUUUUUUUUCUUUGGAAUGGAUUUUGAAAACUAAAAUUUUGAGGACAGGUCUGACGAGCCGCGCUACAGAAUUUAGGGGAAUUUUUAGUUACGGGAGUGAUUGUUGUGGGACGGUCGAAAAAGAAAGACGUCGUGCUGUUGAUCCCGUUGUAUGGAUUGUUUGGACAUCGGUGUUGUUUUAUACCCAAGUUACGUAUCGAAGAUACUAAACCUGGAACGUUAUAUUUCAGAAGCCAUUGCCUUCGGGAAAUUUAGAUUUAUGGUUUUUUUUUGUUAGUUUUUUUUUUUUUUUGGAUGACAUGUCCAAAGAAAAUGGGGAAUAUUACGAGCUUCAUGUUCCGGUUUUUACUGACGGCGAGCAGAUGAAGAAGCCAUUGAACCGAGUAAAACUUGCGAAGUUCCAUGUUCA
Notodromas monacha is the source of this 3113-nucleotide messenger RNA. The record is from the annotation of a GenBank genome assembly. Lineage: Eukaryota; Metazoa; Arthropoda; Ostracoda; Podocopida; Cyprididae.